AUGCCAAAGAAGAAAUUACAUAAGAGGACAACCUUUGAAGAUGGAACUUCCAUUCUCCCCAGUGAUAUCCUUUUCAACAUCCUUAUUACGCUACCCGUUCAAUCUUUGUUACGUUUUGAAUCUGUUUCUAAGCCAUGGGAUGUUAUGAUCUCCGAAAAUGAAUUCAAGAAAACUCACUGCGAUCAAUCCAAAGCUUUGGGCCGUGAAAAGCUCUUGUUUCGAAAAGGGAGUGAUGUUUUCGAGUUUAGAGACCUGGAAAGUUCCCAAUUAAUUAUGAUGGAAAAUCAAGUAUUGUUUCCUCUAAAAAAAUUCCAACCUGCUGAAGUCUUGUGUUCAUGUGAUGGCUUGGUGCUUUUAAAGAACCAUAAGACCUACAAAAAUUACGUUUUGUGGAAUCCGUCUACCAGAGAUCAAUAUCGAACUCUUUCGUGUCCUGAUAAUGAUUUGUAUUACAAUGGCAAACCUCGAAAAGCGCAUGCUUGUGGGUUGUGUUAUGAUUCUAGCGUCAAUGAUUUCAAGUUUAUAUUGAUCUAUGACUUGUUUUACACUCUGUACUCUUUGAAUAAAGAUUCCUGGACCAAAAAAACAAGUUUCCCUUGUCCAUUACUACCUCCAGCAUAA
Molecule: messenger RNA, 621 nt
Organism: Lycium ferocissimum
Lineage: Eukaryota; Viridiplantae; Streptophyta; Magnoliopsida; Solanales; Solanaceae
Product: putative F-box protein At1g71320
Exons: 1
Coding region: 1-621 (206 amino acids)
Molecular function (GO): protein binding
Source: RefSeq, a predicted model, not a curated record